Manduca sexta (tobacco hornworm) is the source of this 2344-nucleotide messenger RNA. Its product is annotated as putative phospholipase B-like 2. The coding region runs from base 110 to 1786 and encodes 558 amino acids. Gene Ontology annotation, molecular function: glycerophospholipase activity. Gene Ontology annotation, cellular component: extracellular region. The transcript has 13 exons. The record is from RefSeq and is a predicted model, not a curated record. Gene Ontology annotation, biological process: phospholipid catabolic process. Lineage: Eukaryota; Metazoa; Arthropoda; Insecta; Lepidoptera; Sphingidae.
CUUGUGUUUACAUAUACAAACUAUUAACACAGAUAGAUAAAUGUAAACUGUACUAUGUAUUGAUAGGUACACAACUCAAAGAUCAGACUCGGGACCACUCGGGACAAACAUGGCUACGCACUUAACUUUGUGUUUAAUAUUUACUGUAAUAAAAUUGUGUGAGUGUAAAUAUGGAUACGUUAUAUGGUCUGGAGAUAAAGCGAAGGCUGUUGUGACCGAAUAUUACGCCGAUAUCCCCGACGUGCACCUCGCGAAGGCUACGUAUCGAAAUGAAAUUAAUAAUACAGGCUGGGCAUUUCUGGAGCUUCACACAUCCCGAGACUCAAGUGAUGAGAAGCAGGCGUAUGCUGCAGGGUAUCUCGAAGGGUUCCUCACCAGGGACCUGAUGUGGAUGCAUUGGCAAAAUGUACUUAAAGGGUAUUGCUAUAAUAAAACAGAUGUGUGUGGUUUAAUAGAUGACUUCAUAAACACCAACCAACAGUAUACGGCGAGUAUGAUAGAGAAGAACCCGAAUGAUCCAUACUGGUAUCAGGUGAAACUGUAUUACAUCCAGCUGGAAGGUCUAGCUGCUGGAUACAACGCGGCCACCAAGCCCAUGUACGAGUGGCUCACCAUCAGGGAUAUCAUCUGGCUGAACAUGCUAGGUGACCUGGACGAGCUCGCGUUCGCGCUGUCCAUGCCCAAGGAGACACCUGAAGGAUUUUUAUUUGGCGAACACUGCACCGGGCUGGUCAAACUGCUCCCCGGCCUCAAGGACUUGUACACCUCGCAAGUUACUUGGAACAGCUACCAGUCAAUGCUGCGUAUCCAGAAGAUGUACGUGAUGAACUUCAAGCUGCAGCCGGACUCCGCCGAGCUGAUCCCGGGCCGCAAGAUGUCGCUGUCGUCAUAUCCUGGCUUCAUACAAUCCACAGACGACUUCUACAUAACGUCGUCUGGUCUGGUGGCGGCCGAGACCACCAUCGGGAACAGCAACCGCACGCUCUUCGAGAACGUCAAGCCUGUAGGACAGAUAUUGGAGUACGCGCGCGCCAUGAUAGCGAACCGCCUCGCGCGGAGCGGCAAGGAGUGGGUCGAGAUCUUCCGCAGGCACAACAGCGGCACCUACAACAACCAGUGGUACAUAGUGGACUACAAUAAGUUCACUCCGAGCACAUCGAAACAGAAAGGCAAAGUGAAGCCGGGCCUGCUGUGGGUCAUAGAGCAGCUGCCGGGAUACACCGAGGCCGCUGAUCUAACGCAGCAUCUCGUCCGGGAGACGUACUUCCCGUCGUACAACAUCCCGUACUUCCCGCGCGUGUUCAACCUCAGCGGCGGCAACGAGCGAGUCGCCACGUUCGGAGACUGGUUCGGAUACCACACCAACCCGCGAGCCAAUAUCAUCAAGCAGAGACAGGCGGAUAUCAACAACUUGCGCGACAUGUACCACACAAUGCGGUACAACGACUUCCGGCACGACCCGCUGGCUCGCUGCAGCGCGUGCCAGCCUCCCUACAGCGCCUGCAACGCCAUAGCCGCCAGGAACGACCUCAACCCUGCUAACGGCACGUACCCGUUCCGCGCGCUGGGGCACCGCUCGCACGGCGCCACGGACGCGAAGGUCACCAGCGCCUACCUCCGCUCCGCCUUCCUCUUCGUCGCCGUGUCCAGCCCCACGCACAACAUCUCCAGGAACAUACCCCCGUUCAGGUGGAGUGAAUUCGACAUGGGUCCAACUAUAUCACACAUUGGACAUCCAGAUUUGUGGAUGUUCCAACCACUUGUGCACCGCUGGGAGUGGAAUUAGACUAUAUUAUGUGAUAAGAGUCAAUUACUCCACUAAUGUUUAAUCAUUCCGUAUUUUUAAGGCUGAAGGAUUGAUAUUAGUAACUAUACUGUGAUUUUAUUGUUAAAUUUAUUAAUUCUUCUUUUAUUUUUAUGUAUGUGAUACAUAUGGCGUGCCCAAUUGAAGAAUACAUAAGUUAUUCAUAUUCGUGACUGUCAAUAUCACUCUAGGCAAGUCUAUAGAUGGAUUAGGUCCGAAAAUUUGAUCUCAAUCCUUAGACUGUCUCAUGUUAUAGUACAUAAUAUUCUAUUCCAUGGUCUAAAAUUUGUAAUUUUGCGCACUCUGACAUCCAUCAUCCAUAACUCAGUUCGGCGCUUGUGGCUUACUUCACGCUAGUAAUUGACUGCAAUGAUGAUUGUUACCAACUUCAAGCCAGACAAGAUAGCGUCAGCGUACUUUUAGUAGGGUUUUAGAAAUAAAAACAUAUCAAGAAUAAUCACUAUGUAUAUUAGGUAAAUCAAUUAUGAUUUUAUAUGUAACUAGCUUUUGUAUGUUUUAUAAAUAAAUCAUUUUACCUUU